UACACUAUAUUAAAAAAAAUCACUUGUUUGCCAAUAUUUCACUAGGUUAGUAGGUUGCUACACGAAUAUUAAUGUUCUAAUAUACGAGUAUUUAUAGUAGGCACAAAGCAAAUCUACAGCUCGAUCGCGCAGUGGCUAAGCGUUUGGCAAAUAUUUGUAUGGCUCUUAAGCAAUUUAAACGAUGCAGAAGAUAUUUCAAGUUUGAAGCUAACUUUUUCUUUUAAGAAUAAAAGUAAAGAAAAGUACUAGAGUAAUUAGGUAUUCAGCGAGUUUAAAUCCAGCUAGUGCAAGCAUUUGUCUAAAACAAAAAUUGUUUAUUGUUAUAUAAUUUCGAAUCCGGUUUUGUUGUUUAUCUCCAUUGUUGUUUAUUCCAUAUGUCCGUGACACUAUGUCUUAGCCAACUCCCAAUCGUAUCGCAAGCGAGUACCUACUAACUUAAGUAAUUAUUUUCAUAGAGCCGGUCGAACUUUCACAACAUUUGUCAUUCAAGCACCUAAGCUUAUGGAAUAUUUGUACAUGAGGUAUAAUCGUUUAAAGGGUAAAGUGGUAAACGCCAAGUUGGCGUCCUUGUCGGAUCCCAUUCUGCAUAACUUUCAAGUGGUAAUCAAUUGCACCGGACUCAGCGCGAGAGACAUCGUGCCGGACAGUAGAGUCUUUCCUAUACGAGGACAAAUCGCAAGGGUAAUUUUUAUUUUUUUAGAUAUUUAUAAAGCAUUGUAUAUUUCACCGUGUAGUAGCAGUGUAAGUAUAUCCUCUUUCCUCCUCCUCCUUCCUCAAAUCGCCCAUUGGUGUCGUAAGAGGCAACAGAGUGAGACAAACCAGAAGAUGGGCAGCAGUGUCUUGCUAAUAACGACUAAAAAAUAAAAUAACAUGCGUGAGUGUCGUGGAACACUCGGCUUGAACGAAGUUCCUUUCGUAGUAUAUUAUUAUUGAUAAACGUAUUCUAUUAUUGAUUAGCAAAUACAAAUAAAUUAAUUACUAGCGUCUAUUAAAAUUAAAACGAAGCGUCAUUUCAAAUGAUAUUUCUUUCAUGGCAAAAUAAGAAGUGCAAGGGAGAUGGAUAUCAUUCCAUCUCGGUCGCGCUAUAGAAAGGUAGUCGUGACCACAGAGUACUUUUUUAUAUAUAGGAAGUCGUGACGGACAAAAUCUUACACUUUUCUCUCUCACCUAACCCCCAUCCGUCAAAUUCGUACCGUGCUAUGUAGUACUAUUAUUUAUUAUGUGACCGUGCGAUAAGGAACUUCGUUCCAAAAACUGUAGUUGUUAAACCGCCUGCCAAGCAACUAGGGCGUUAACUCUCCUAAUUGGGAGAGACCUAUGUUCUGGAAUGACUUUUGAUAGGCUGUAACGGUAGCGGUAUUAAUUUUUUUAUAUUAUUAAUUUUAUAUUAUUAACAUUAAUUAUAAUCAUCUAUUUUUUAUAAUACCCAUAAUAAUAACAAACAUGCGUAAACCGUAGGCACUUAUGCGCUGUCAAUUUUGAGGACUAAGAUGAAAUUGUUCGUGACCAAAAAAUUAUUGGUGAUUUUAUUGAUAAAAAAUUAUAAUUUUAACAUAAAAACACGUAAUAAUUAUCGAAUCAAUCGAUAAAUAUGACAAUUAUGAUACUGGCAACCAGCAUUUUAUAAUAAAAAAUAAAAAAAAAAUGAAAUAAUUGUCAUAUUAAAUUGUCAUUCCUGUAACAUCGCAAAUAACCUUUUUAUAUAUUAUUAUCUCACAAAUACAAGUGUACUUAUUGAAACUAUUUACCUACUUUUAAUAUUAAAAGUAUAAAUUAUUUUACAAAAAAAAAGUAAAAAUUGUUUCAGUAAGUAUGCGAAUUAAAGAACAUAAUAGUUACAUUAAUAUGAUGUACAUAGUAUAGCUAUAUAUAGCGAAUUAGUUCGGAUUCAAUUUGUAGGAGACGCUAGUAGUUCAAUUUUGUCUGCAAUAAAAUAUCGUCAGAGGGCUCUCUUUUCCUGUAUAUACUUAUUAUACUCUUUGAUUUAGGGAAAGAAAAUUCAGCUCAACUUUUUAAAUAACGCCAAAAUCUCAAACAAUAAACAAAUUAUAAGCACACUGUAGCAUUGACAGUUUUGAAAGUAUAGGUUGAUACAGAUGAUCUGUACACACAUAAGUUAGUAUUUGCCAAAGUAUAAAGAAACGCUUCGCGUUAUGAGGCGUGCAUUACUCUCGACACGUUAAGGUCAAGCAAUUUUGUGUUCUUCAAAUGCCUCUAUCAUAACCAUAUUGCACUUAUACGAUAAUAUGAGUAGACGUACAUCAAGAAAACACUAAUUAAUCUUUUUAUUUUCUAAAAAUGAUUUUAUAUUAAAAAACGGUUUGAAAAAAAUUUACGUGGACGCUCGGAUGUUGAUUUUGUAUGUGGUCAAAAUAAGUCCCGAAAGAAUUGACGUAUCAAGACCAGGUUUUUUAUGGUCUAUUUCAUAUCAAUAGCCUAGUAGGUACGCGUAGUUUAUUAAUAUAAUUAUUUUCAACUCUUAUAAGUUUUAUUGCUACUAAAGAUUUAAAGGCAAUUUCAUAUUUUUUAGCCCAUAUAGACAUAGGAGAAAUGUUCCACACAAGCCUACAUCGAUUUUAUACUUUGUGUAAUCUAUUUAUUUUGGUUAACAUUAUUAAUUUUCCCCCUGUGUUGCUUUAUGUAUAGGUAACACUACCUGUUAAAAUAAUAAAGCGCUAAAUUUAAAACUCGUAAAUAAUAUAUUUCAAAAAUCAGGAACACAAUAUAUUUUUUUCAUCAACAUCGAAUGAAACGCUCAAUGAGGCGUGCACUUUUGGAUUUUCCAAACUAUUUGUUAUUUGAAUUAUUAACAAAAACAUAUUUAUUCUAGGUCAAAGCUCCUUGGCUUAACUACACCAUUAUUGACGAAGACAGCGGGCAUUAUAUUAUUCCGAACAUGCCGAACUGAUGAAACACUGGGCAGGUUUGCGGCCUGGCAGAGACGCGGUCAGAUUAGAAGCGGAGGAACGAGACGGAAAGAUAUACAUACACAAUUACGGCCAUGGUGGUAGUGGCCUGACUCUGUUCUGGGGUUGUGGUAAUAAUGUCCUGCAACUACUGGAAAAACAUUUGAGCUCAAUCAAACCAACAACAACAAAUUCAAAACUUUAAUGUAUAAAAACAUGUAUAGAAAUAUACAAAAAUAAAGUUUAUGAAAUAUAUACAUUGUUGACAAACAAAAAUUAACCUUGCAACCAAGUUUGCAUAACUGGCUGAUAAAAAAUACAUUUGGUUUUAUUUUAAAUAUGUAAAUUAAGAAUUAAAGUAUGU
Parnassius mnemosyne (clouded apollo) is the source of this 3270-nucleotide messenger RNA. NCBI's taxonomy places the organism in Eukaryota, Metazoa, Arthropoda, Insecta, Lepidoptera, Papilionidae. The record is from the annotation of a GenBank genome assembly.